This is a messenger RNA of Rhagoletis pomonella (apple maggot), 2630 nucleotides long. RefSeq lists its product as uncharacterized. The transcript is spliced from 2 exons. Bases 16 to 2610 code for a protein of 864 amino acids. The record is from RefSeq and is a predicted model, not a curated record. Gene Ontology annotation, molecular function: zinc ion binding; nucleic acid binding. Lineage: Eukaryota; Metazoa; Arthropoda; Insecta; Diptera; Tephritidae.
GCAAUUUAUUAAGAAAUGCUACGUUCGCCGGUACGUCGUAGCCCUCGAUUACAGCCAGAAAAUUCAACGCCAGCCAUCCAAACUACAACAAAGGUUACAGAACUAAGUGCCAAACCUGUGCCCGCACCAAAUACCAUAUUUGCAGCGAAACCAAAGAGCGCUCAGGUAACAAGUAGAGCACCUUCCAAGGCAGUGCAACUUAGCGCUCCAACGCGGACCACUUGUGUUGCCACCGUCGCCACCACUGCCACCGCCGCCGGCACUGCCACCGUCGCCGCCACUGCCACCGUCGCUGCCUCCACCGCCGUUGAAACAACCGUUACCACCGCUAUGUCAGCACCAACUACUACCAUUAACAAUAUAGUCAGCCCUGCCCAUCAGGUAAGCGACAUUUAUACAACAAAUAAUAGUGCCUUUGCUAAAACUGAUCCGGGGAAGGUCGUGUGUGCCAGCACCACCCCAAUCAGUGUCGCACCUGCCAACGUCGCCCCAAUCAGCACCGCCUAUGCCAGCGCCCAAAUCCCCAAUGCCUCUGUCAGCGCCGACGUCACCAACGCCUCUGCCAACGUUGGUAUCGCCAACGCCACCUCGGUUAACUUUGCCGCGCCAACCACCAUGUCGUCAGGGGCUUCUCCCAGCGAUAUAUGUAAUAUGAACUUACUUUUGUCCAUGCAACAGCAAAUUUCUAGGUUAGAAGUUCAAUUACAAGAUGCACAAACUAAAAUUGCAGAAGGCGAGCGCCAACGUUUAAAUACAGUUUUACCGCAGUUGACGUUGCCAACUGCAGCACCGCCACAGCCAACGUUUACAAAUACAAGUGCAAAUAAUCGCUGCCAAAGUGUACCUCAAAAUUGUGCCGUUAUGUUUACCGGGACAUCAGGGGCUCCGUCAGCUACAGCCGUGCCGUUUAGCAUUAAUUCUGUAAUACAUAGUGGUGCUAUGACAUGUAACGGGCCAUUCAAUGAGCCGCCAAACACUACUGUUACGAAUUCGUCGUACAAUCGUGCGAUCCUACCAACUAUAUUCCAGUCACAACCUAUCGUUAAUCCACCCAUUACUUCGCAUGUUAGACAGCCGGUUCCGUGGGCUGCCGCAGCAAACUACGGUCCAUCAGCAUGGUCGCCAGCAGAACAGCACAACGAUGUACUAGCCGUCACCUCUGGGCCUGCCGCCACGCAACUUCAUGGUUCGUCAGCUACGUCGUCGAGUCCUGCAGUAUCAUUUAAUCAUUUGCAGUUACCACGAAAGAUGCUGGAUUUGCCACAAUUUUCCGGGCAGCCAGAGGAAUGGCCUAUAUAUUACGCGUCAUAUAUUGAGUCAAGUGCUGCUUACAACUACACAAAUUUCGAAAAUAAUCAACGUUUAAAUAAAUGCCUCAAGGGCGAGGCAAGAGAAGCGGUCAAGUCUUUGUUGAUACAUCCAAAUAAUGUCGGUGCGAUUAUAGAGCAGUUGUGUUGUAGGUUCGGUCGUCCUGAACAGCUAGUUCGUAGCCAACUUAAGGCGGUACGCGAUGUUCCCUGUAUUUCAGAAGCCGGUAUCUAUAAACUCAUUUCGUUUGCUACGAUUACGAAAAAUCUAACCGUGUUUUUGCAGUCAAUAGGGGAAGACAAGCAUUUAACGAAUCCGACAUUGUUAGAGGAAUUAAUUGCAAAAUUGCCCUUUAGUAAACGGUUAGACUGGGCAAAAUAUUCCGCUUCGAUUCACCCACAUCCUACUAUUGUUAAUUUUAGCAAUUGGUUAUCUGAGGUCGCAAGUUUUGCGCAAAUGGUUCAAGAUCACGAAGGUCGAGAGCCGAAGCGUCGGGCAGUGUUAUACGCUGCGGGGGACCAACGCGUUUUAAAAUGCGUCUUAUGCCAAAACGAACAUAGGGUUUCAGGGUGCCGCCGCCUACUUGAAGCUACCGUAUCUGAACGAUGGAAAACGGUAAAACGUCUACGUCUGUGUUUCAGUUGUCUUCAACCUGGACAUGCAACUCGUAAUUGCCGCCGCCGUAAAGUCUGCCCAGUUGAAGGGUGCCCUCGGUAUCACAAUCAUUUGCUGCAUGAUGGUGAGGUAGGUGCUCUGGUCCCGUCUACUGCUGCCGCCGGGACACGAUCUGCCAACAGUUCCGUUCUCAACUGCUCCGCUCACACUCAUGGAAAUUUGUUGUUUCGGAUAGUCCCUGUGACACUGUACGGCCCAAAUAAACGCAUUGACACGUAUGCGCUCUUGGAUGAGGGUUCAUCGAUCACGAUGAUGGACGAUUCACUUGUGCAGGAACUAGGGUUAAAGGCUAAACCAAGCCGGGUGGAGAUCCAGUGGUUCGGAGGUAAAGCAGUUAGUGAAAUGGUGGCUAUCGUUAAUCUUUGCGUCAGCGGUCUGGGUAUGAAGAAGCGCCAUUUACUUCGUAACGUACACGGUGUCGCCGAUUUGAACCUUCCUUCACAAAGCCUUAGUAGAAGGGAUAUAUGCAACGCCACUAGUUUUAAAGGGAAGAUGCCCUUGCAGCCUUACGAAAACGCCAUUCCCAAACUUCUCAUCGGACUAGACCACUGCCACCUGGGAUUGCCUACGCUGCAUUCACGGACUUGGGUUGUGUCGUGUUUGGACCUUCGUAUAACAUGCCACUAAGGAAGCCGUCGUGUCUUCAC